GGGCAGCGGCCCAGGCCCGGGGGCCGGGGCUGCAGCAGGAGCCAGCAGCACAAGCGCUGCCACACUUACCCUGUUCCCCGAGGACAAGGUGGCCAGAGCAGCUUGGCACAGCCUGGCCCGGCCGGGCCUUUUAUAGCAGCCCCAGCAGUGCUCAGCCCCAGCCGGGCCAAUGGGCACAGGGGACACUCCCUGCUGCUGAUGCCACCAGGGCUGGGCCGCUCCUGCCCCUCCCUGAGUCAGCAUCCCCCCGGCUGCCACCCCAGCACAUCCCACUGCCCCAGCCUGCUGCCCCUUCCUGCCUCCUGGGCACUUGGCAGCAGGGCAGUGCCACAGCACCAACCCUCACACACUUCAACAGCUCUUUGGGCAAUACUCUGGGGCACAUGGGAUGACUCUUGUGCAGGAACAGGAGUUUCACUCAAUGAUCCUUAAGGGUCUAAUCCCCCCUGACAUACAGUGUGAUCCUGGGAUCUCCCUCAGCAAUGGGGCUCCAGGAGGAGCUGGGAGGGAUUCUGGUGGGGCUGGGACAGGGCUGGCAGGCACCAGAAUCACGGGGGCUGCCCUGGGGCUCUGUGCUCCUUGCCCUAUUCCCCUGUGGGCAGGACAGGAGGGGUUUCUCUCCCCCAGGCCUGCAGAGCUCCAUGGCCAGAGCCUGGAGGUGGAUGGAGCCCGGCUCUGCUGGGCUGGCCAGUGAUGCCCCGUGCUGAGCAGGCAGGGAACGAGGAGCUGCCUUGGCUGUGGGGUUUCGUAACCUUCCCCUGUGCAGAUGAUGCCCCGAUGAGAUAAUGAGGAGCCAGCAGGACUGAUGUGCCCCAUGAGCUGGCAGCGUGCCAGGGGCCUCACCUCCCUGACACCAAGAUGUCCUGCUACGAGCUGUGCCCCCCCAAAGCCAGCGUGGCUGUGCCCAAGCCCAGCGUGGCUGUGCCCCAGCCCAUCGCCGAGAGCUGCAACGAGCUGUGCGCCCGCCAGUGCCCCGACUCCACGGCCUUCAUCCAGCCGCCCCCCGUGGUGGUCACCUUCCCCGGCCCCAUCCUCAGCUCCUUCCCCCAGCAAGCCGUGGUGGGCUCCGCCGGAGCCCCCGCCUUUGGGGGCUCCCUGGGGCUGGGGGGCCUCUACGGCCAAGGGGCCACCCAGGCCUCGGGGGGCCUCUGCACCUUCCCCACAGCCUGCGCUGCUCCCGCCUGCAGCCCUUGGCUCCUGCCCCGCUACUCCAGGAAAAUCUGGGACACCUGCGGGCCCUGCUAGACCCAGCCCACACCCCACUGCCAGCGCUCACCACGCUCCACAGCCCAGCAGCUGCACAACAGCCCUUGGCCUCCUCCAGCCCGGCACCACCAGCCUGCCUGGCUCUUGCCCACCAGCUCUCUCCCACUCUCCCCUGACCCUCUCUGCUCAAUAAACUUUUCCUGCAGCCAA
This is a messenger RNA of Pseudopipra pipra, 1416 nucleotides long. RefSeq names its product scale keratin-like. The transcript is spliced from 2 exons. The record is from RefSeq and is a predicted model, not a curated record. The coding region runs from base 859 to 1245 and encodes 128 amino acids. NCBI's taxonomy places the organism in Eukaryota, Metazoa, Chordata, Aves, Passeriformes, Pipridae. Gene Ontology annotation, cellular component: intermediate filament. Gene Ontology annotation, molecular function: structural constituent of cytoskeleton.